AUGCCCUCGCGAUCGCCGUCACGAGGGCGAUCUCCCACAAGAUCGCAUACACCCACCUCUAUACAACGAGCACCAUCCCCGCCCUUUAAUCGUUCCCGUUCGCCGCGUCGAUCACCGUCACCACGGUCACGGUCUCGCUCCCCCUCUCGGUCGAGAUCCAGAUCAUACACGCAGUCACCUCCACCUCGCGAUGGGCGCAAUGGGCAAGGCCAGGGGAGAAGCCACAGCCGGAGCACGACGCGAAGCAGGAGUAGGAGUCCAAGUCGCGGGGACAGAAGGUCCUACCGAGAAAGAAGCUACACGCGUAGCCCGAGCAGAGACAACCGACGGAUGCAGAGCUCUAAGAUCGUGGUGGAAAAACUUACCCGAAACGUGACGGAAGCCCAUCUGCGCGAGAUCUUUGGCUCGUAUGGUCGCAUUGAGUCGAUUGACCUCCCGCUGAACAAACAGUUCAUGACAAAUCGCGGCACCGCCUACAUCCUUUAUGAUCACCCUUCCGGUUCAGAAUCUGCCAUUGCCCACAUGCAUGAGGCCCAACUGGACGGUGUCGUCAUCUCCCCAGAUCUUCCCGGUAUGGUCCACUGCCCUCCCGUUACGGGCCACCCCCAAGAGGACCCCCUCCACCAAGAUAUCGCAGCCCACCCCCGAGAAGAGGCGGCUAUGGUGGAGGGAGGCGAGCAGCAGAAGAUGACACGUACAUCCCCCGUGAUACGUACUCAAGGUCUCCUUCACCGCCCAGGCGUCGGCGACGGUCACCCUCAUACUCCAGAUCCGCAUCUAGGACACCGCCCCGAAGACGAGGCCAACCCGGUCGAAGUCCACCACGGCGGAGAAGACGCAGUCCAAGUUACAGUUCUCGGAGCAGCUACAGUCAUAGCAGAAGCAGAAGCAGAAGUCGGUCAAGAAGCAGACCUAGGUAUGGGGGAAGAAGAUGAGCUAGCUGGAUGA
This is a messenger RNA of Cladophialophora immunda, 948 nucleotides long. RefSeq lists its product as uncharacterized. Lineage: Eukaryota; Fungi; Ascomycota; Eurotiomycetes; Chaetothyriales; Herpotrichiellaceae. The record is from RefSeq and is a predicted model, not a curated record. Gene Ontology annotation, biological process: mRNA splicing, via spliceosome. Gene Ontology annotation, molecular function: RNA binding. Bases 1 to 948 code for a protein of 315 amino acids. Gene Ontology annotation, cellular component: ASAP complex; cytoplasm; nucleoplasm. The transcript is spliced from 3 exons.